AUGUUGGCCAACUUGGAGCGGAGCCUUGCAGCCGAGCUGCUGGACCUAUACGGCCUGGUGGCCCAGUUUCUUCUCUCCACCGAAGCCACCUUGGUCUACUACAAUCCCGCCUCCUUGGACUGCAGCUGGAGUGUCCUGUGGCGGCGCCACCUCACCGCCCAUCCGCAGAUCGUCUGGCAGCUCAGCUAUCCCCAGCCGGAACUCUAUGAUCGCAUCAACGGCGGUGGCCUCCUGGUUCUGGCCUGCUUGUCAGAGGAUUCCAGCUCCAUAAGUCAGCUGGAAAACCUAGCCACCAGUCUAAAUCACCUGCGAACCUCGGUGCGUUUGCUCAUCGAAGUGGCGGCCUUCGAUGAGGAAUCCCUGGCCAGUCGGUUGCUCUCCUUUUGCCUGCGCCGGAGCAUCCUGCAGGUGGAGCUGUAUUUCCGGAACACCAAUCACUCCCCCUGGAACCUCUACAGCUAUCACCCAUUUCCCAACUUUGAGUUGGUCAAGAGAAACAUCUCAAGUGGAAAUAAGGUGGAAAUCUUUGAAAAUAAACUGGUGGACCUGCGAGGACAUCGGCUGCGCGUUAUGCCGGAUCUAUCGCCACCGAAUACCUUUUUCUAUCGCGAUGAGAGGGAUGAGAACCAAGUGGCCGGCUAUCUGUGGGACUUUAUGGACACCUUUGCAGGCCGCUUGAAUGCCACCCUGAGAAUGGUUCGUCCCAAAUUUCGGGCCGGUGUCGCCCCCGAGAGCUCUUACAUGCUGCAGUACACCGCUCAGGGUCUCAUAGACGUCGGCCUGACAACCACUUUAAUUACGCGCCGCAAUUUGUGGGCCAUGCACCAGUACACCUAUCCGAUUUUGAUCUCCAGCUGGUGCACCAUGUUGCCGGUGGAGCGACCACUGAAAACGCCUGAUCUUUUCAACAGGAUCUUGUGUCCUGCUUUGGCUGUGAUCCUGCUGCUCGUCAUCCUGAUCACCUGGCUGGCUUUCGGUCACCUGAACUGCCUGCUGCUCUUGAGAAACUCGAGAAUGGCCAGGAUUGUGCCGAGAUUGCUGGCCCUGCUCCUGCUGACCACCAGCAGUUCGCAGCUGCUGUCGCUGCUGAUCUCACCGCCUUACCAGGAGAGGAUCACCAGCUUCGAGGAUCUGCUGAGGGGGGACCAGAGGAUCCUGGGCAUGCGCAGCGAGUUCUACGACUUUGAUGGGGCCUUCAGGGCCCGAUAUGCGGGCAUUUUCUACCUGAUCGACGAUCCCGACGAGCUGUACGAUCUGCGGAAUCACUUCAACACCACCUGGGGCUACACCAUGGCCUACAUCAAGUGGCUGGUGAUAAACACCCAGCAGCGACACUUCGCCAAGCCGGUUUUCCGUUGGGCGAAGGACCUGUGCUUCAUCGACUUCAUGCCCACCAGCAUUGUCGUGGCCCCCGAUUCGAUUUACUGGGAGGCACUGAAGGACUUCUCGCUCGCCGCCGAUCGGGCGGGACUUUUAAAGCACUGGGUGCGAAAGAGCUUCUACGAUAUGGUGAAGGCGGGAAAGAUGAGCAUCAAGGACUACAGCGAACUGGUGACCCUGGAGCCCCUGAAUGUCGCCGAUCUGCAGCUCGUGUGGCGCAUCUGUGGAGCAGCCAUCGCGGCGGCCACCGGCAUUUUCCUCAUGGAGCUGCUGUUCUUCUAUGUCAACGUUUUUCUCAACAGUUUGUAG
Molecule: messenger RNA, 1689 nt
Organism: Drosophila takahashii
Lineage: Eukaryota; Metazoa; Arthropoda; Insecta; Diptera; Drosophilidae
Gene: Ir20a
Product: Ionotropic receptor 20a
Source: RefSeq, a predicted model, not a curated record